AUGACUGAUCAGAAGCAAUAUGACUCCCGUGUCUCAUCGGAGCACGUUGAUGAAGUAGCAUCAAUCAAGAAGGAAGAGACUAGCAUCAAUCUAUCCAUGACAGACGAAGAGUACGAUGUAAUUGAAAAGAAAGUCGUUCUAAAAUUAGACUUUACUUUAUUGCCGAUGGUCUGGCUACUUUACUUCUUCAAUUACCUUGACAGAAACAACAUUGCACAGGCUCGCCUAAGCUCUUUCGAGGAAGACCUUGGACUCAAAGGAAACCAGUUCAAUGUGGCGGUGUCUAUCUUGAACGUUGGAUACAUGAUAAUGCAACUUCCAAGCAAUAUGCUACUGACUCGAACCCGACCGUCGAUUUACAUACCCGCCUGGACUGCCCUCUGGUCCAUCGUCUCAGCAGCCACAGCUGGAGCCUCUAAUUACUCCCAUCUCAUCGUCAUCCGGUUCUUUCUUGGUAUUGCUGAGGCACCGUUCUUUCCUGGUGCUAUGUUCUUGUUGAGUUGUUGGUAUCCCCGCAAAGAACUUGCUCUCCGAACCGCGAUUUUAUACUCGGGCGUUCUCCUCGCUACUGCUUUCUCAGGCUUGAUUGCUGCCGGUGUUCUUUCGGGUCUUGAGGGUGCUAGAGGCAUGGCUGGUUGGCAGUGGUUGUUUAUUAUUGAAGGUGCUGGUAGCUUUUGUGCCGCACUUUUUGCCUUCUUUAUUUUACCUGACUUCCCUGGUCAAAAGACCGGUGUCAUGAAGUGA
Molecule: messenger RNA, 744 nt
Organism: Fusarium sp. VM40
Lineage: Eukaryota; Fungi; Ascomycota; Sordariomycetes; Hypocreales; Nectriaceae
Source: the annotation of a GenBank genome assembly